This is a messenger RNA of Chiloscyllium plagiosum (whitespotted bambooshark), 885 nucleotides long. The record is from RefSeq and is a predicted model, not a curated record. NCBI's taxonomy places the organism in Eukaryota, Metazoa, Chordata, Chondrichthyes, Orectolobiformes, Hemiscylliidae.
AUGCGGUGGAUUUGGGUUCUUGUCCGAAAGGAAAGCAGUGCUCAGGGAUACCGGGAGAAGCUGGGGAUUCACUGGGAUGGCCGGCUGAGUUGGAGAGCCGUGGCGGGUAGUAUGGCCUCCUCCUGUGGUAUAACAAUUCGGCAACGCUGUACCCCACCUUGCGAGCGCAAGUCCCAGCGAGGAGGAGGGAUGCGCGGCACUGCAUGUUUGGUGACAGCUCUAAGUGUGUGUGUGUGUUGCAACCGAUCGGAAACUGGGUGGAUCAAAGUUUGCAUUUUCUCCACUGACCUGAGUUUUGCGUUCUCGUCCGGUGUGUUUCGGACACACAACUCCAAACCUUCCCCCCCCCCCCCCACCCACCUUCCUGCCACCCACUCAACCCAGGUGGACCUCCUGAGAUCGUUCGUCUUCCGAAACUCCAAGCAGAGGUACACCGGUAUUCCCAUUGUCGCAGCUAAUAUGGACACGGUGGGGACGUUCGAGAUGGCCAAAGCACUUAACAAGUUCUCACUUUUCACCACCAUCCACAAGCACUGUACCUUGGAGGAAUGGAAGGAGUUUGCCGUCAAUAACCCCGACUGCCUGCAGAAUGUGGCCGUGAGCACUGGCACCAGCUCCAGCGACUUCGAGAAGCUGACAGCCAUCCUGCAGCAUGUGCCCGACGUCCGCUACAUCUGCCUGGACGUUGCCAACGGAUACUCGGAGCACUUUGUGCAGUCCGUGAAGGACGUCAGGAAAAAGUUCCCGGACCACACCAUCAUGGCAGGAAACGUGGUGACGGGUGAGAUGGUGGAGGAGCUCAUCUUAGCCGGAGCCGACAUCGUCAAGGUUGGGAUCGGACCAGGCUCUGUCUGUACAACCUGGCUGUAAUUUCGAGAGACUGAA